Molecule: messenger RNA, 291 nt
Organism: Echinococcus granulosus
Lineage: Eukaryota; Metazoa; Platyhelminthes; Cestoda; Cyclophyllidea; Taeniidae
Exons: 4
Coding region: 1-291 (96 amino acids)
Source: RefSeq, a predicted model, not a curated record
AUGAGCACAGUGGAUAAGGUCAAGAAAUCUGUUCUGGGUCAUUCAAAGAAUGUCACAAAGUAUCGUGUACUUUCCUUCCUGGUUAUUCAUGAAGAUGGAUUUGCGCAUUUAGAAAUUCUCUCUUUGUUGAUUUCUACUUUUGAAGACUCCAUUUUUACUUUUAGUGAAUCCAGUGUGUCUAUAACACCUGCCAUAGAAUACGACACCGAGAUGUUAAAUGCAGCCUAUGGGGAUAUUUUUCGCUACAAAUGUAAACAUCAUGAGUUAAGUCAGUUGUUUAAAUUGUUUUAA